Messenger RNA from Microcebus murinus (gray mouse lemur), 1877 nucleotides. It is a transcript of the gene CA9, whose product is annotated as carbonic anhydrase 9. Gene Ontology annotation, cellular component: plasma membrane. The record is from RefSeq and is a predicted model, not a curated record. NCBI's taxonomy places the organism in Eukaryota, Metazoa, Chordata, Mammalia, Primates, Cheirogaleidae. Gene Ontology annotation, molecular function: zinc ion binding; carbonate dehydratase activity.
CUGACUCUCCCCUUCCCUGCCUGGGGCUGGGAAGCAGGCCAGGGUUAGCUGAGGCUGGCUGGCAAGCAACCAGGCAGUGCCAGGGAGAACCUGUACAGUGCCAGGUGGUGCCUUGGGUUCCAAGCUGAGCCCAUGACCCCGAUAACCUUCUGCCUGCAUACACACCUGGCCCUCACUCCACCCCUCUCUGGGCUUUGGUAUCGGGGAGGGGGCACAGAGCCAGACAGACCCGCGGGACUUUGGCUCCAUCUCUACAAAAGGGCACUCUGUGAGUCAGCCUGCUCCCCUCCAGGCUUGCUCCUCCCCCACUCGGCUCCUGUUUCCCAUGCACGUACAGCCCGUCCACACCGUGUACUGGGAUACCCUGCAGUCAGCCACAUGGCUCCCUUGUGCCCCAGCCCCUGGCUCCCUCUGCUGAUUCCUGCCCCUGCUUCGGGCCUUACUGUACAAUUGCUGCUGUCACUGCUGCUCUUGGUGCCUGUGCAUACCCAGAGCACACUCCAGAUGCAAGGGGAUCCUCCCAUGGGAGGAGGUUCAUCUGGGGAAGAUCACCCACUGGGCGAGGAGGAUUUGUCCAGUGACGAGGAUCCCCCCGGAGAGGAUGAUCCACUAGGAGAAGAGGAUCCACCUGAAGUUGAACCAGGAGAAGAUGACUCCCUGAAGUUAGAAGAUCUACCUACUGUUGAGGCUCCUGGAGAUACUGAAGUCCCCCAGAAUAAUGCCCACAAGGACAAAAAAGGGGAUGACCACAGUCAUUGGCGCUAUGGAGGCGAUCCGCCGUGGCCCCAGGUGUCCCCAGCCUGCGCCGGCCGCUUUCAGUCCCCGGUAGAUAUCCGCCCCGAGCUCGCCGCGGUUUGCCCGGCCCUGCGACCCCUGCAACUCCUGGGCUUCGAGCUCCCGCCACUCCCCAAACUGCGCCUGCGCAACAAUGGCCACACCGUGCAGCUGACUCUGCCUCCCGGGCUAGAGAUGGCCCUGGGUCCCGGGCGGGAGUACCGGGCCCUGCAGCUGCAUCUGCACUGGGGGGCUGCGGGGCGCCUGGGCUCAGAGCACACCGUUGACGGCCACCGUUUCCCUGCUGAGAUCCACGUGGUUCACAUCAGCACCGCAUUUGCCAAAGUAGAGGAUGCCUUGGGGCGCCCGGGAGGCCUGGCUGUGUUGGCCGCCUUUCUGCAGGAGGGCCCGGAAGAAAACAGUGCCUAUGAGCAGUUGCUGUCACAUUUGGACGAAAUCGCUGAGGAAGGCUCAGAGACUUCAGUCCCAGGACUGGAUGUAUCUGCACUGCUACCGUCCGACCUCAGCCGCUACUUCCGAUAUGAGGGGUCUCUGACCACACCGCCCUGUGCCCAGGGGGUCAUCUGGACUGUGUUCAACCAGACAGUGAGGCUGAGUGCCAAGCAGCUCCACACCCUCUCUGGCUCCCUAUGGGGACCCAGUGACUCUCGGCUACAGCUGAACUUCCGAGUGACACAACCUUUGAAUGGGCGAGUGAUUGAGGCCUCCUUUCCUGCUGGAGUGGACAUCAGUCCUCGAACCAUUGAGCCAGUCCGCCUGAAUUCCUGCUUUGCUGCUGGUGACAUCCUGGCUCUGGUUUUUGGCCUCCUCUUUGCUGUCACUGGCAUUGCCCUCCUUGUGCAGAUGCGAAGGCAGCACAGAAGUGGGGCCAAAGCGGUUGUCAGCUACCACCCUGCAGAGGUUGCUGAGACAGGCGCCUAGAGGCCUGGAACUUGGAGGAUGUGCAGAGUACCGGCUAGAGGAAUCUGAGGGAAGCUGGAAACUCUGUCCUGUCCUGCCCAUUAUACCACUUCCUUUUUAACCUCCAAAGAUGUUUUUUAAAUAUUUCUAAUAAAAUAUGUGGAAAUCACCUUUGUUCCUCA